AUGGCGACCUUCCUCGCCAGCGCCCCGGCUCCAGCCCCCAAGCGGGCAGCCGCGUUCCCCAGGAGCGACAUCAAGAUUCAGAUCAAGGACCACUAUUCCUCCAAAGUCUACACCAGCGGCUCCUCUUUGUCAGGCGAAGUUCACAUCACUACCCGCCGUGAUGUCCCCUUCGACGCGAUCCAGAUCCUCCUCAUUGGCCACACCAAGACCUCCUUCGAGGGCAUGUCUGUCCCACAAGCCAUCACCCACACAUUCCUCAAAAUGUCCAUGCCCGUGCCCGACUCGCUAUAUCCUUCCCCUCGUGUCCUCGAAAAUGGGAAAACAUAUACAAUCCCCUUUCACUUUGUCAUUCCGCGCCAUUUGACCCUGUCUGCGUGCAACCAUGACCGUCUUAAGCCCCAGCUGCAGGAGCAUCACUUGUUGCUGCCGCCUAGCUUGGGAGGGUGGCAUCACCGCGAUGAUAUGUCACCGCGCAUGGCGAAGGUUGAGUAUACUAUCAAGGCGCGCGUGGUAAGGGAUGAUCCGGUGCCGCCGCCGGCAAAUGCCCAGUCUGGGGAGCAGCCCACGACUAAGAGGAUCAGAAUCAUGGAGGCCACGCAUAACAUCCAGGUUCUCCCCGCGACGCCUGAGGACCCGCCGUUGAGCAUCACGCCAGCGGAUAAACUAUACAAGAUGAGCAAGACCAAGACGCUUCGCAAGCGUCUGCUCACCACCAAACUGGGCACUAUCACAGCCGAAGCCUCCCAACCCGCGGCAGCGGUUGUAUCCUCAGACGGUCGUCAGGUCGUGUCUACUCCCACAGCCCAUGUCAAGUUCACUUUCACCCCUUCAACCUCCAGCAACUCCUCCAAGAAAGGCGUCCUCCUCCCCAUCGUUACCGGAGUAUCAGCGAAGAUUGCAGCAUACACAUACUUCUCCUCCGGCACGAUCAGCGACUUCCCCGACCUGGGCGAGGGCUUUAUUCAACCGUAUGUGUUUGACCGUCGCGGAGUAUACUCAACUGCCGUACCCUUAAGGGGGGUUGAAGUGGGUGAGCAGCCCGUCUGGAGUACUACUUCCACUUCCUCAGGGCCAUCGACGCCGGAGCAGGCCCAACCGGGGUUGGUGAGACGAGACUCGGGGUAUUGCUCUAGUCGGUGUAGCGACUCAUCCUCCUCUUUUGGUUCUGGGUUCAGGGCGAAGAGGAAGCCCAAAACCCCCACUGCUAUCCCUGGUCCGUCGACGACGAUGGCCAAGACCCAGACCACGACACUGUCUAUCCCCUUACCACUUCCAACAGACAGGAAACUUUUCGUCCCCACCUUUCAUUCGUGCAUCGCUUCCCGGGUGUACACCGUCCAGCUGUCGGUCAGUAUUUCCGUCUCCGGCGCAAGCACAACCCUGAACCUAUCCCUUCCCCUGCAGGUCUGUGUAGAGGGGUUCUUGCCUGCUUGGGAGACUCCCUCUGCCCUGCUGCCCAUUCUGGACGGCGCCCCCGCUGAGGGACCGCAGAAUGGCAGCAGAGAGACCGUGACGGACGGGACCUGCUCUGAGGGCUGCGGUACCACCCCCCUCGGUAUCUCUGCUCCAUGCCAAGGGGGUAUCAUGCUCCCCCCGAGCUUCGAAGAAGCUGAGGCGGAUGAGUAUCUUCGUCCAAGGGUUUGGCGCGUGCCGGAGGGUCUACCGACGGAUGAAGAAAGGAGGGAGAGAGCCCAGGAGAUGGGUGGGCUGCCUGGAUAUGGCGGCUUGUUCGGGUUGCAUGGGAUGGGAAACCAGGAGGGGAGAGAGAGGACUCAAGCGGAUGGGGAUGGGUUGCCCGGAUAUGCGGGGUUGUUUGGUCGGAGGGUUGAUUUGAUGUCUUAG
Molecule: messenger RNA, 1842 nt
Organism: Thermochaetoides thermophila DSM 1495
Lineage: Eukaryota; Fungi; Ascomycota; Sordariomycetes; Sordariales; Chaetomiaceae
Exons: 1
Coding region: 1-1842 (613 amino acids)
Source: RefSeq, a predicted model, not a curated record